This is a messenger RNA of Oncorhynchus kisutch (coho salmon), 2998 nucleotides long. Its product is annotated as vascular cell adhesion protein 1. Bases 157 to 1140 code for a protein of 327 amino acids. NCBI's taxonomy places the organism in Eukaryota, Metazoa, Chordata, Actinopteri, Salmoniformes, Salmonidae. Gene Ontology annotation, biological process: cell adhesion. The record is from RefSeq and is a predicted model, not a curated record. The transcript has 6 exons. Gene Ontology annotation, molecular function: integrin binding.
AGAGAGAGAGGAGGAAGAGGAGGGGUCGUUGGGGCGUUUUCCAGUCUAGAAUACUUUCACUUCUGCAAAGCAGAACCAGCGCAUUUCUUCUUCAGCUCGUCUAACAGAAUAGCGGAAUACUUCACCGAGGGACGUUCGUUGUUAGUUAGAUGGAAAAUGGAGAUUUUAAUUGGUCUACUUAUUUCAUCAUUGUCUCUGUAUUGUGACUUCACCGAUGCUGAGUGCCUGGUGGUCAGUCCUGCCAGUCUGGUGGUGAAGUAUGGAGACCCAGCCUCCUCUAACUGCAGCUCAGAUACCCCUGUAGAGAUGGGCUGGGAAGCCACCCAGGGAGGCGUUGGUCUAACAGACAACAAGGUGAAGAUCCUAAACUGGAAGGCGGACGGUGUGACUGACUGGGAUAACAACCCUACCUGCUUCACAGACGGAGGCCUGUGUCAGAAACAGCUAAACAUCACAGUUUAUAAGCUUCCAGACAGUGUCUCCAUCAGCUAUAGGAAGUACCCUGAUCCGAUGGUUGAGGGGCAUCAGUACCUGCUGCAGUGUCUUGUCCAGAACAUCGCUCCUAUUGGGAGACUCAGGGUGACGUUCUACAAAGUCAGUGCCACAGGUGAACAGACAGAAUUAGACACACAACAGAAAUCCAAGGACAACAUCAAGACACCAGAGAAUGGGACCUACACCCUGGACUUCACCCCUGGUAGAGAUGAUGACGGGGCCCAGUUGUUGUGUUCAGCCAUGUUGGAUCUGGGACCAGAGGGACCCCAACCUCCUCCUGUAAUGGACUCAAACCGCCUCAACACCAACGUGCACUACAAGCCUCAGAUCACUAGUCCUGGAUGUUUCUCCAUGAGCAUCACGGAGGGUGACACCCUAUCACUUAACUGUAGUGCAAAUGGUAACCCUGCCCCCUCGUACGGUUGGUUGCUCCCCCAAGCCGACCCCAACACCAUGGAAGAGAGAUCCGUAGUGACCAUCACCAACAUGGCCAAGUCUCACUCCGGAAAUUACACCUGCAUCGCCAUCAACCCCCUGGGGAAAAGCACCUGUACUGUUAACGUGGAAGUCACAGGAGCUUCCUGUCAGACUGCUGGAAGUGCCUUGGUGGCUGUGCUGCUCCUCCAACUCAUUCAUUGGCUUUAAGACCACUUCCUGAACCCACUGAUUGGCUGAAUACAUGUGCUUUUAUUUUUUUUCUUCUUCUUCAAAAUCCCUCCCACUGUGAUUGGUGGCUGUCUGUCCACUUUCUGCUAACUAUUGAUGAAUUAUUAUUUUAUUUAUUGAUUGAUUGAUUGAUAACCAUGACAACAAUACUUUGAUAAUAUUACCUUGUAACUUUAUGAUUUUGCCUUAAAUCAACAGUUUGGAUCCACCUACACAUUUAAAGGGUUUGUCUUUAUUCAUACAUUGUAGAAUAACAGUGAAGACAUCAACUAUUAUGCUGUGCCAAUAGUAGGACACACCUACUAUUCCAUGGUUUCCAUGGUUUCUAUAUGUGUGUAUAUAUCUAUAUAUAUAUAUAUAUAUAAUCAUGGAUUUAAUUCAUUUUACACCUACUAUUCCAUGGUUUCCAUGGUUUCUAUAUGUAUAUAGAUAUAUAUAUCUAUAUACAUAUCAUGGAUUUAAUUCAUUUUACAGUGUUAUUGCCUGCGUUUUCUUUCACUAUCUCUGACCAUUCGUGAUCUUAGUCAGCUAUGACACAUAACACUUCACUUCACAUUUCCUUAUUAAGUUAUGGUGUCAGAUAACAUACAAUGAAACUAGACUUUCGUUAAUAAUAUACGAAUGACCUUGUUCCAGGUGGGGAUGUUGUUCUGCACGAGUGUGUCAAUAGCAGGGCAUCUUUGACUCUAGAUUACACCUACUAAACAUAUUACAUUGUUUGGUGGGGAUGUUGUUCUGCACGAGUGUGUCAAUAGCAGGGCAUCUUUGACUCUAGAUUACACCUACUAAACAUUGUUUGGUGGGGAUGUUUUUCUGCACUAGUGUGUCAAUAGCAGGGCAUCUUUGACUCUAGAUUACACCUACUAAACAUUGUUUGGUGGUGAUGUUGUUCUGCACUAGUGUGUCAAUAGCAGGGCAUCUUUGACUCUAGAUUACACCUACUAAACAUUGUUUGGUGGGGAUGUUGUUCUGCACUAGUGUGUCAAUAGCAGGGCAUCUUUGACUCUAGAUUACACCUACUAAACAUAUUACAUUGUUUGGUGGGGAUGUUGUUCUGCACUAGUGUGUCAAUAGCAGGGCAUCUUUGACUCUAGAGUACACCUACUAAUCAUAUUACAUUGUUUGGUGGGGAUGUUGUUCUGCACGAGUGUGUCAAUAGCAGGGCAUCUUUGACUCUAGAUUACACCUACUAAACAUUGUUUGGUGGGGAUGUUGUUCUGCACGAGUGUGUCAAUAGCAGGACAUCUUUGACUCUAGAUUACACCUACUAAACAUUGUUUGGUGGGGAUGUUGUUCUGCACUAGUGUGUCAAUAGCAGGACAUCUUUGACUCUAGAUUACACCUACUAAACAUUGUUUGGUGGGGAUGUUGUUCUGCACUAGUGUGUCAAUAGCAGGACAUCUUUGACUCUAGAUUACACCAACUAAUCAUAUUACAUUGUUUGGUGGGGAUGUUGUUUUGCACUAGUGUGUCAAUAGCAGGACAUCUUUGACUCUAGAUUACACCAACUAAACAUAUUACAUUGUUUGGUGGGGAUGUUGUUCUGCACUAGUGUGUCAAUAGCAGGGCAUCUUUGACUCUAGAUUACACCUACUAAUCAUAUUACAUUGUUUGGUGGGGAUGUUGUUCUGCACUAGUGUGUCAAUAGCAGGACAACUUUGACUCUAGAUUACACCAACUAAACAUACUACAUUGUUUGCGAGAUCAGACGUUGUAUAUUAUUCUAAUCCGAAUGUUCAUUGUAGGCAGUUGCUUUCAUUUCAGAGCGUCUAAUUUGUAAAGGUUUCGACUGUAUUAAAUGAUAACUUUUGUCGUAUCCAUAAAACAUUUUACACGA